AAUAUCUCUUCCCCAUUUCCAUAAAUCUUCUUCCCGCCAAACGGACUAUUUUUAUUUUUUAGUCUCUCUUGAAUACUCGAAUCUCACAAAUGCAAACGGUCUUCAUUGCUCUUCAGUGCUGCCAAUGCUUCACCAUGCAGGUGAAGCAGAGGAAGAAGAGCAGCAAUAAGUGGAUCUGCGUGGUGUGCAACCAGAAGCAGUCUGUGCGCAAUGUGUUCGCCCAGGGUUUCAUGGCCAGGGACGUUCGGGAAUUCGUCCAGAGCUUCAACAUGUCCCGCCAGCUCGCCGAUCAACAGAUCGAUCUUCAUCCACAGGAAGAGCCGCAAACCCUAAUUUCGGAAGGCCAGUUCCAGGGAAACGGAAACAACAACAACAGCAAAAAGAGAACGGAUUGGACGGAGUACCUGGAUUUCGAGGAUGGAUCAGUUGAACAAGAAGACGAACAAUCAACAGAGGAUGGAAUGGAUACUAUGAUUGUCACAGAGCUUCCCAAGGCAGUGUUCAAAAGGCCGAAGCUCAGCAGUAACAUGGCAGGUUCUGAAUCUGACUCCCAGAACCGUUUUUGGCCAGUUUUUACAAAGAGAAAUGCAGGAAAGCAAAGCUCAUCCCAGGAUAAAGAGGGAGUAUUUGGUACGGAGCAAAAGCUGAUCAAUGUUAAGUCUGCAGAUGUUGGGCUAAUGGCAAAGAGGGCUCCUGAAAGGGAAGAUGGCACAGCAGUAUCUCAAGGUGCUCCAUCAUCUUGGUCUAAUAGCGCGCAGUUUUCCAAAUCAAACGAGUUCUACGUAAACGGAGAGCCUAGCAAGGGGAGUCUUCUCACAACAGGAACAGCAAAGGGCGAGAUCAUAUCGAAGUGGAGUGAGUACUUGACCACGGAUUAAGAUGACUGUUACUAGGAGGGCUGAGCUUUUUAUGGGCCCCAGUCGGGAAAAGAAUGUGGCUUAAUAAAGUAACACAGAGCUGUCCUGCCUGGAGAAGGCUUGCCGGAGCUAGUGAUAAAUGAUAAUUGGGAGGACAGUUGGAUUCGAAAACCAGCUCGAUGAUCACAAGUCAGAAGGUGGAUGAAGGUAUCAUCCAAAUUUUAAGAUUUUUGAGUGUGUGGCAAUUGGUUAAUGUUUUGGUUCUCCAUUUAUAACUUGAGAGAGUGUAGUAUGAGUUGCUAAAUUUUCGCAGGUAGAAACUGGCGAUCCAUAUUGAGGUAUUGAACGUGACAAUCCUUUCCUUUUAUAAAUAUAACUAGUUAUAAUCG
Molecule: messenger RNA, 1246 nt
Organism: Cuscuta campestris
Lineage: Eukaryota; Viridiplantae; Streptophyta; Magnoliopsida; Solanales; Convolvulaceae
Source: the annotation of a GenBank genome assembly